Molecule: messenger RNA, 1073 nt
Organism: Coregonus sp. 'balchen'
Lineage: Eukaryota; Metazoa; Chordata; Actinopteri; Salmoniformes; Salmonidae
Source: the annotation of a GenBank genome assembly
AGUGUGAGUCUGCUGCAGGCUCUGGAAGAGAACUAUGAGUUGGACCUGGUCUACAUCACUGAGAGGAUAAUCUCAGUCUCCUUCCCCAGCUCUGUGGAUGAGAACAGCUACUCCGCAAACCUCCGCGAGGUGGCUUCCAUGCUGCGCUCCAAACACCAAGACAACUACCUGGUGAGGGCCACCCCACUGAUCUAGGAUCAGCUCACCCUACCAAUUCAUAGGCUUUACCUUUAAGGGGGAAAACACAAAACUGACUGGAGAUCAGUGUUAUCCUGAAGUUGCCCCUGUAGACACUGAUAUAGGAUCAGCUUACCCUCUCCAAUGCCCCUGUAGACACUGAUCUAGGAUCAGCUUACCCUCUGGCGUUUUUUUCUCUCAGUAGAAAGAAAUACAAUAAAAAAGGAAAUAUAUGAUUAAAACACGUUGCUCUUUCAGCUCUUCAACCUCAGCGAGAAACGCUGUGACAUCAACCAACUCAACCCAAAGGUGUUGGACUUUGGCUGGCCCGACCACCACGCUCCUGCCCUGGAUAAGAUCUGCAGCAUAUGUAAGGCCAUGGACACCUGGCUGAGUGCGGACAGUCACAAUGUGGUGGUGAUACACAACAAGGUGAGAUACUGUGUGAUACUGUACUGUGCUAACUAAAGUACUGUGGUCCUCUGUAGCUCAGCUGGUAGAGCACGGCGCUUGUAACGCCAGGGUAGUGGGUUCGAUCCCCGGGGACCACCCCAUAUGUAAAAAUGUAUGCACACAUGACUGUAAGACGCUUUGGAUAAAAGCGUCUGCUAAAUGGCAUAUUAUUAUUAAAGCCCUCUCAAGCAUAUUGAGAAACAAUGCUGCUGUCAUUUACCUACAGUAUCAGACCCUUUGUACUGUUUAUGCUGCUCAGAGACAGUAGACGGCAUUCUCAGGCCAUCCUUUCCUUCCUGAUAGAAAUCUUCUGAUUGACCAAUAUGUGAAAGCAAUACUUCCUGAUUGCUAAUCCUUGUUUGAUGUUGUCUCUGCAGGGGAACCGAGGGCGAACAGGAGUGGUGGUGGCAGCAUACAUGCAUUACAGCAACAUAUCAGCCAGG